Messenger RNA from Encephalitozoon cuniculi GB-M1, 441 nucleotides. RefSeq lists its product as uncharacterized. Gene Ontology annotation, molecular function: protein N-terminal-serine acetyltransferase activity; histone H2A acetyltransferase activity; histone H4 acetyltransferase activity. Gene Ontology annotation, cellular component: nucleus. Bases 1 to 441 code for a protein of 146 amino acids. NCBI's taxonomy places the organism in Eukaryota, Fungi, Microsporidia, Unikaryonidae. The transcript has a single exon. The record is from RefSeq and is marked provisional.
AUGGAGAGGAAAGUCCUGAAGAUGGAGAGGCUUGGAAAGGAUCUGAUGGAGUGGGCGAUGGGCCUGGUUGUUGCCAACUUGAGGGGGUACUGCAGAAGCCCCCUGUUGCGGUUUUCGAAGGCCAAGUCUCUGAGAAACAGAAAGAACAACUACAUUCUUUGCCUUGCCGGGGAGAAGCCCGUUGGAUUCAUCAUGUUCCGGUUCUCCAGAGAUACGACGUAUGUGUUUGAGCUGCAUGUUGAGGAGAAGUACAGGUCAUUGGGCAUCGGAACCCUGCUCCUGGACGAGUGCAGGAAGCAGUAUGAUAGUAUUGUGAGGAGGAUAGUUCUGUAUGUGUACAGGGAAAACAUCCGGGGCCUGGGGUUCUACAUGAGGAACGGGUUUGAGGUUAACAGGGAGUACAAGUGCGACACGUUCUAUGAGAUGGUGUUCAACAAGUAA